GCGGGGCGGGGCGGGGCGGGGCGGCGGUUGGGGCCCCGCCCCCGCCGAGCGCGAGGCGCUAACGGCCGCCCCGCCCCGCCCCGCCGGCGCCAUGGGGACGGUGGACAGCGGCUACCCGCGCUCCCUGCGGGGCGCCAUCAAGAUCGCCCGCUUGGUUGUGGCUUUUGCAACAUUCGUCUGCUUCGUUGCCUCAAGAUCCCAUGAAGCAUAUACGGCACUUGCAGUCAUGGAAGUUGUCAUCACUUCGUUGUUUUUUCUACUGUAUUUACUAAAACUAGAUAAAAAGAUGAAAUGGCUCUUUUGGCCUUUAGCUGAUAUUUUCAACUCGGUGAUUGCAGCUGUGUUUCUCCUAGUCGUGUGCCUGUUUGCGAUAAUAAUCAAGACAAACAAUGGGACGCUGGUUGGGGGAGUGUUUGGCCUUGUAUUGCUUGUUCUGUGCAUUGUAGAUGCGGUUGUUCUUUUCCGGAAGAUCAGCUUUGGUGGACCCAGGGGAAGGAAUUACCCUGCCAGAUGAGAGCUGCCAUGUUAGCCAAAGAAUAAUUUCUCAGACAUUCAUGUUACCGUGUUCUUCUAAAGAAUUUGUAUUUUUGUGUGUUCACCUUUGAACUUCCUGUGUAUUUUUCUACAUUUUCACAAGUAUUGUUCAUAAGUAUUACUAAUUCUUACAUUUAAGUAUGUAUUUUGAAUGUUGCAAUUUUGCUGGUUUAAGCAUCACAGAAGUGUCCUGCGUUUUUUCUAAACUUAAUUAAUUUUUAACAGAUGAAAACUUAGUAAUUUUCUUCUUGUAAUAAAAAUGAAAAUACAAAUGGG
This is a messenger RNA of Dromaius novaehollandiae (emu), 810 nucleotides long. RefSeq names its product chemokine-like factor. Lineage: Eukaryota; Metazoa; Chordata; Aves; Casuariiformes; Dromaiidae. The transcript has 4 exons. Bases 92 to 514 code for a protein of 140 amino acids. The record is from RefSeq and is a predicted model, not a curated record. Gene Ontology annotation, cellular component: membrane.